Rhopilema esculentum is the source of this 4434-nucleotide messenger RNA. The record is from RefSeq and is a predicted model, not a curated record. NCBI's taxonomy places the organism in Eukaryota, Metazoa, Cnidaria, Scyphozoa, Rhizostomeae, Rhizostomatidae.
ACAGGAAAGCAGAAAAGAAAUGGAGAAUCCAGUAUUUGAUGAUUAUAGAACUGUUGAAAUAUCUGUACAUGGUAUGACCUGUCAAUCAUGUGUCAAGAACAUCACAUCAAACACAAGAAAGGAUGGGAUUACCAAAAUUACAGUUUCAUUAGAGAAAGAACUUGCUGUUGUAUCAUAUGAUCCAAUGAAAUUGUCAGAGGAUCAAAUUAUUGAACAGAUAAAUGACAUGGGUUUUGAAGCAGGACUUCAAAAUAAAACAGUCGGUGAUGUUGAGGGUGACAUUAAAGUAUUAUUGUUAAAUUUGAAGGGUAUUGAUAGUGACAUCAGAGCCUCAGAGGUCAGUAACGAACUGACCAAAGAAAAUGGGAUUAUCAGCUGUGAUAUUUACGAAAAUAACAACCUUGCUGCUGUAUCUUACCGUCCUUCUGUGAUCAAACCAAAUGCUAUUCAAAGUCAUCUUAAGAAAAAAGCAAUAAUCGGAACAGUUUUAAGCAAACAGAGCACAGAAGAAGCAAAGGAUUCAAUGGAGACAAUAACCUUACAUAUAGAGGGUAUGACAUGUGACUCUUGUACAAAUUCUAUAAAAACAGCUUUGAGCAAGCUUAGUGGUAUAGAGGAAGUGAAAAUUUCUUUGAAGGAGAAGAAAGCUGUUGUGAAGCAUUAUCCUUUGAAGAUAAAAUGUGAAGAAGUCAGAGAUGCAAUUGAUGAUAUUGGGUUUGAUGCAACACUCCUUGAAGAAGCUUUGAGUCGUAAGUCAUCAAUGAGAUCAACUUCAAGUAUCAGUUCUCCUGACAAAGUUGUGAAAUUGGAAAGAAAACCUUCACAAAUAUCAAUUGGUAACAAAGUAAAUAUCCAGAGACAGAGUAGCAAUCAUUCAUUUGAUGAAAUGAAUGUGUGCAAAGCUUUUCUGAAAGUCAGUGGCAUGACAUGUGCAUCUUGUGUAGCCACAAUUGAAAGGAGUCUGAAAAAGAGACCUGGUAUAAAAUCAGCAGUAGUUGCAUUGCUUGCUCAGAAAGCUGAAGUUAACUACGAUAAAACAAUGACAAACAUAGUUGAUAUUGUGAAGCACAUUACAGAUUUAGGCUUCCAAACAUCAGUUCUAGAGGACAAUGCAGAGGGGUACAGUGUUAUAGAGUUAGCAAUUGCGAAUAUGACCUGUGCAAGUUGUGUGGCCCUCAUCGAAUCAAGUCUGUUAAAAGUACGUGGCGUCGUUGAGGCUUCAGUAGCCUUAGCAACAAACAGAGGAAAAUUCACUUAUGAUUCUGAUAAGAUUGGACCUCGCGAUCUGAUUGAGAGAAUUGAAGAUCUUGGCUUCUGUGCGUCAAUAGCAAGUCAUGACCACAGCAAGGAGAGUGCGUUGAAUGAUUCUCGAGUUAUCAAUCAGUGGCGACAAUCAUUUCUAAUUUCCCUGAUAUUUGGCUUACCCGUGCUUGGAAUCAUUAUUGCCUACACGAUUGUUGGAGAACAGAAAGGACCGUACAUCGUUAGAGGGCUAUCGCUUGAAAACUUUCUCCUCUUCAUUCUUUGCACUCCUGUUCAGAUUUUUGGUGGAAGAUAUUUCUACGUAAUGGCGUAUAAGGCAUUGAAGCACGGUGCAACAAACAUGGAUGUACUUAUUGUCAUGGCAACAACAGUGGCCUAUAUAUACUCCUUUGUGGUUCUGUUGAUGGCUGUUAUUCAAGGACCUCCAAUCAGUCCGAUGACAUUCUUUGAAACUCCCCCCAUGUUAUUGGUGUUUAUCGCACUUGGGAGAUGGCUCGAGCAUUUGGCCAAGAGUAAAACAUCAGAAGCCUUGUCAAAGUUGUUGUCACUUCAGCCACCCGAGGCCCUUCUCGUGAAAAUUGAUCCUUCCGAUAGCACAAUCGUGAGUGAAACGCCGAUCGAUGUUAAUCUUGUACAAAGAGGAGAUGUGCUAAAGGUUGUUCCUGGUGCCAAAAUACCUGUCGACGGGGUUGUUUUGGAGGGCAAUUCGAUGGCAGAUGAAUCGUUGAUAACCGGAGAAUCGAUGCCAGUCACCAAGAAGGUUGGUGACCCAUUAAUUGGUGGAAGUAUCAAUCAGACAGGGACACUACUGAUGGAGGCCACCCAUGUUGGCUCUGAGACAACGUUGGCACAAAUCGUCAAGCUGGUUGAAGAGGCUCAAACAUCCAAGGCACCGAUCCAACAGCUGGCUGACAAAAUAUCAGCCUACUUUGUUCCAUUCGUCAUAUCUAUAUCAGUCCUGACACUGAUCGUAUGGAUAACCAUUGGUUUUGUUGCGUAUGAUUCGAUAAAUCAUGAUUAUGAUAAAACAUUAUACACAGAAGCGGAGAUUACCUUCCAAUUCGCCUUUCGAUGUGCUAUCUCUGUGCUUGCCAUAGCAUGCCCUUGUGCCCUGGGCCUGGCCACGCCCACUGCUGUCAUGGUUGGUACUGGAGUUGGUGCCCAGAAUGGGAUUCUCAUCAAGGGUGGAGAGCCACUGGAGACUGCGCACAAGAUCCGAUCCGUCGUUUUUGACAAGACUGGUACGAUCACUCAUGGAAAGCCAGUUGUGACCCAGACAAAGCUUUUUGUGCCAUCAAAUGUUUGCUCACUGCGUCCAUUUCUUGCUAUUGUGGGAACUGCAGAGUCGAGCAGCGAACAUCCAAUCGGAGUCGCAAUCGCACAGAACUCUAAAGAGAUACUCGAAACUACUAGCCUCGGACACUGUCUUGAUUUCGAGGCUGUUCCAGGCCAUGGUUUGCAGUGCAUUGUCUCGAGUCUAAAAAACAUCAUUAAAGGGGAUUCAAUUGAUUUGAAGCCUUUAGACGGCAAUGAUAAUGACACAUACCAGGUACUAAUCGGAAAUCGCGAAUGGAUGUUGCAAAAUGGCCUACGUAUUGCUACGGACGUAGACGAGGUCAUGAUCCAACACGAGGAGAAGGGACAUACCGCAGUUCUUGCUGCAAUCAAUGGUGUGUUGGUCGGUAUGUUAGCCGUGGCCGAUACUAUUAAGGAAGAGGCCCCAUUAGCGAUCAGGACCUUGCAAGACAUGGGCCUUAAAGUCAUAUUGUUAACUGGCGAUAACAGAAAAACCGCCAACGCUAUUGCGUCACAAGUCGGCAUAACAGAAGUGAUAGCUGAAGUUUUACCAUCACAUAAAGUUGCUGCUGUCAAAGCAUUGCAGUCGAGAAGACAUAAGGUUGCCAUGGUAGGUGACGGCGUGAAUGAUUCCCCUGCGCUUGCCCAGGCCGAUGUUGGCAUUGCUAUUGGCACUGGAACUGAUGUAGCUGUGGAGGCGGCUGGCAUUGUCUUGAUCAAAAAUGAUUUGAUGGACGUCGUCGCUGCGAUGGAGCUCUCUCGCAAAACCGUGCGAAGAAUUCGCAUCAACUUUGUUUUUGCUUUCCUGUACAAUAUGAUCGGUGUUCCGAUUGCUGCUGGUGUACUGAAACCGAUAGGUUUUUCUUUAAGACCUUGGAUGGCCAGUGCUGCCAUGGCAAUGUCAUCAGUUUCUGUCGUCUUGUCAUCUCUUUUACUUAAAAACUGGAAAAAGAAGCAGUACGUCAGAAACAAUGAUGACUUCAAUGGUGUGACAUUUAAAGGAAGGACGGACUCUGGGGUCAUGGCUCUUAAUGAAAGCUCUGUAGAGGCAUCAUCUCGAUUUCUGAAACCAUUAAAAGAUACUCAGAUUUAUCAGUCUAAAAGAUCCACGGAGUUUUCAACCGUCCAACCUAGUGGCCAACUAAUAAAGAAAGCUUACACCAGUACAAACGAAGAUUUAGAACAAUGUGAAGUGCUGUUACUUAAUUCUGAAUUUCCGGUGUGAAGUUUACGGUUUUUAGCUGAUUUGGGAUAUAAAUAGAAGUAAAUUGUCAUAUGUUUUUUUUAUUGUCCAUUUUAACGAGGUAUAUAGUUAAUUGAUAUAAAAGGGUCUUUCCAAUUAUCAGAACUCACUUAAGCAAUUUUCGUACCCCCUUUCUUUCUUUUUUAAUCUGAAUGUGGUUCUUGACGAGCCAAAAAUGAUCCAGGAACGUUCUUUCCAGGUAAAAACUUUCACAUCUAGCCAAAAAACUGCCAAACACUAUCUACUACAGUACUGUUCAGUUACGCAUUUAGAUUUAUUAGGGUGUAGCAGUUUUCAUUAGUGAAAAGCAGUUUCAUGGCAGAAAAUCGGAAAAUUUAUACCUUGUAUCUACGGACAACGAUUUUUUUAACAUUGUAUGCUAUUCACAUGUAACUACCUGAAUUAGCUGGUUUUCUAAUCCACGUAUGCUCUCAAAACCUACAAUCUAUUGAUAAAAAUAUCAUAAUCAACAAAUUUUGUUGUUUGCAGAUUUUAGAAAAACAUAUCAACUUUAUAGAAAGGUAUUGAUUUUCAAAUAAUAUUGUGAUAUUCGCUAUUGUUUAUUUCACCCAAUGGACACUUUGUCCUUGCUGUAGUUCAUUAUAAUCUGUAUUCAUUAGCUUUUAGCUACA